GCUUAAAAAAUGUUUCACGACACCCCCCCUAUUUUAUCAUUGUUCCCCCUCCCAUAAAUAAUGAACGGUCCCUAAAUUGUGGUGAAUUGCUGACAGAUACAGGUUAGCGAUAAGAUUUGUUACCAGUGGCAAACAUAUAACUCGUUCCUUGUURUAGCUUUUCAGUAUGAGACGGUUUAUUGUGUUCUUUCGUUGUCUUGUGUUGAGAGUUUGUUUGUCUCUUAUGACGUCGAAAUCAUUGUGUAGCGUGACAAGGGUCUUAAUGAUGACGUACUUGCUACAAAAGACAUUGUUACGGCUGUGAGGCGAUCAGAUACUAAAAGAMACGAACUAAAGUACUUUCACACAAAAUGCUUUCACAAAGACUCAGAGGUCUAACAAGAGCUUCAAAGUUUAUAUUUUACGCUAGAACCUGUAGUUCAGYGCCAAUUCAAGUUGCAGAAACURGAUUGGACACCAUUAACCCGAAUGGGCUCAUUGCCAAAACUGUGGAGCAACAUGGCGAGGGAAAUGUUGUUGUUCAUUGGAAAGACAACUCUGUUAGUCGCUUUCCUUACAUCUAUCUGAGAGAUUUGUGUACAUGCAGCAAAUGUAUCAAUCAAGACUCCUUAGAAAGGCUGUCAGAUACUGUGAAAGACAUCCCUUUAGAUAUUCGUGCAACGAGUAUUGAGGUCUCGUGUGAUGGCGGAAAGUUGCAACUCAAAUGGCCAGAUAACCAUGUUAGUGAGUUUGAAUCUGAGUGGCUUCAUGGGAAAAGACUCCUAGAGAAGCAAGAAAGAGAUAGGAAUCUUACAAGCUCGACGCUUGCCAGACAUGGAGUAAAGUUUUGGAGUGGAAGUGACAUGCAAGACAACAUAGCAAGGUUCGAUUUCAAUGACGUUAUGAAAGACGAUUCGAGCUUGUUUGAGUGGCUGGAGAAGCUAUACAGCGUAGGGAUUGCAUUAAUAGAAGGUGUCCCUGCAAAUGUGGAGCCAACAAGCGUCGAACUUCUUGCUAAACGGACUGGCUAUAUUAAAUCCACACAUUAUGGCAACAUUUUUGAUGUCCAUGCCAAAUUUGGUGCAAAUAAUCUUGCCUACACUACAGCUGCCCUCCCUCUUCAUUGUGAYAUACCACAAUCACAGYACUAUCCAGGGAUUCAAUUUCUUCACUGCUUAGAGCAAGCACCAACGAAGGGAGGAGCCAAUAUGUUUGUCGAUGGUUUUAACAUUUCUCAAGAAUUCAAGAAUAAAGAACCUGAAUUGUUUGAGUUACUCUCUGUUACCUCAAUUCCAUACUGGGACAUUGGUAAAGAUGAAUUUGGUGACUUUCAUCUCAAGUGCUCUCGGCCAGUAUUUGAACUUGAUCACAACAAGAAAAUAACACGUUUUACGUACAAUAACCAUGUAAGAGACUACCACUUGGAAGGCACCCCAGAAACAGUGCAACAGAUCUACAGAGGAUACAUAAAGCUGGGAAGUAUGAUGAGAGAUCCACAAAACAAAAUUGAUUAUAAGCUUGAAGCUGGACAAAUGAUAACAUUCAACAACAGUAGAGUACUUCAUGGUCGGACGGCAUACACACCUACCAAGUCAGGCAAUCGUCAUUUGCAGGGCACCUAUCUUGAUUGGGAUUUAGCUUAUGCCAGACUGCGUUCUCUCGGUCGAAUGCUUGGUCGUCCAUUUGUUGGAUGACUUUUUUAACCACGUUCAAAGAAUUUUAGAUUUGAUAAGUUUCUAAUACAGUUGUUUUAGAAUGUCCUUGCUGUCAAUCUAAUGUAUCCUAUAUUUUAUAAUUGCCAUUAUGUGCCAUCUUGAAAGAAAACCAUGCCUUUGCACGAAGGUGAAACUAAUGAGUUUGCAACAAUAGAUAUGUGAUUAAUUGUUUGUAGGUGUGAAAUAGCAAGCUUAUUAUUUCUCAGCUCAAUGCAAAGGUACAGCUUAACUUGCAAGAUGGUUCUGGCAACUUUAAAAAAAAUAUUCACAUAUAUUUUGAUGAUGUAAAGAUGAUGAAAAAGUUCUGAAAUGUUAAUUAUAUUAUUCUUUAGAUUUAAUGUAGAUCACAUCCAGAAAAUAUCUCUAUAUUCCUUCUGUGAAGGGGGUGGGGGUGGGGUAAUAGAUUUAGAUUAAUSAUGUGAUGAAAAUACAACGUUUCAACGUUUAGAUUAAUCAUCAUGUCAAUGUUAUAGAAAGUGAAAAUGGUGGCCAAAUAUAUAAAAAUCAGCCAAAAGUUUGCAAGUAUAAGAAACGAUUUACACUUAUUUGUAGCAUAUUGAAACUUUAUGAUUAGUGCCAUAUAUAUAGUCAAUAUAUUAUUUAACCUUGCUUGUUAGAACUUAUGCUAAAUUGGCCAAACAUGAAAUUUUAUAAUAAAGUUGGCUUCACUUAUA
Molecule: messenger RNA, 2368 nt
Organism: Exaiptasia diaphana
Lineage: Eukaryota; Metazoa; Cnidaria; Anthozoa; Actiniaria; Aiptasiidae
Product: gamma-butyrobetaine dioxygenase
Exons: 4
Coding region: 351-1673 (440 amino acids)
Biological process (GO): carnitine biosynthetic process
Cellular component (GO): mitochondrion
Molecular function (GO): oxidoreductase activity
Source: RefSeq, a predicted model, not a curated record